ACGCGAUUAUAAUUAUCUUUACGUUAGUCUUCGACAUGGACAUUAUGGAAUCUUCAGGUUACAGAGAUUUUGUGUGGGCAGUUGAACUUCAUCGUUUAGGCUUGGAAGUGAUUGGCUUGUGGCCGAAAACCGAACAAUUCACUAAGAAAUGCUUGUGGCCAGAAAUUCGGGUCGGUAUUGUUUUAAUUUUAUUAAUAUUUAUUUUUAUUCCGAUGAUAAGUAUGGUUAUCCAUGUUUGGGGCAAUAUGGUACUCGUAAUAGACAGUUUACAUUUUACGUUACCCCUGGUGACAGUAUUAGCAAAAUAUGUAAUUAUGCGAUGGAAAAGAACAGGUACGUGCAAAAUUAUUUAAAACAAAA
Messenger RNA from Temnothorax curvispinosus, 360 nucleotides. RefSeq lists its product as uncharacterized. Lineage: Eukaryota; Metazoa; Arthropoda; Insecta; Hymenoptera; Formicidae. The transcript has 2 exons. The coding region runs from base 36 to 353 and encodes 105 amino acids. The record is from RefSeq and is a predicted model, not a curated record.